Calypte anna (Anna's hummingbird) is the source of this 1435-nucleotide messenger RNA. RefSeq lists its product as uncharacterized. The transcript has 3 exons. The record is from RefSeq and is a predicted model, not a curated record. Lineage: Eukaryota; Metazoa; Chordata; Aves; Apodiformes; Trochilidae. The coding region runs from base 1 to 1089 and encodes 362 amino acids.
AUGCCGAAGGGGGCGGGGAAGAGCCGCCCGGCUCACCCUUUACUUCUCCGGCGGCACCGAGCCUGCACAACACACGCACCCCCCACACACACACUGCUGCCCAGAGGAACCGGGGACCUUCCACACCCCCUCCCGGCCCCACGCAGCCGCUCCUGCCCCCAAGGAACCGGCGAGCAGAAGGCGCUAACGGGACGGGGCAUUCCACCCUCCUUCCAACCCCGAACACCUCAGUGGCCCCGGGCAGCGCCCAGGACCGUCCCGGAGCGGCCCCGCGCCUCCCGCUUUCCGCCUCCCACCCCGUUAUUUACCAUCCCCGCCGCUCCCAUGCUUCUCCUCGCCUUAGAGGCGGGCGGCACGGCGGAGCGACCGCAGCCGGCGCCCCCCGGUGGACUGGCGUUCCGCACUCUGCCCGCCGGCUCCGCCAACGGCGGCAGAAGCGGACGCGGCGGCUCCGUCCCCGGCGAGAGUCAACCGCACGGCAGCAGCGCCGCCAUCACAGCAGAAGCCGCCACCGCAGCCGCGCAGAGCCCCAGUGCCCGCGCUUGUACCGGCAUCCGCAGCCCCGCGCUCUGCACCCGGGAACGGCCGCGAUUAAAAAAAAGAGCUCGGCUCCAAUGUGUGUGUGAAUGCACACACGAGGAAAGGGACCGGUGCGGUUCCCAGCUGUGUCCGCAGCGCAGGGCACACGCGCUGUCUCGGUGCAUACCCCCGUUCACCUUUGCGGUGUCAGCGACCGCCUGGUCCCGCAGCCCCGCGCUUACCCGCAGCACGGGAAGUGCCGGUGGAGGGGGGUUGGGCGCGGAAUUGCACACGGAGCUGGGUCAGGAGGUUCGACCCUGUGAGCCAGGGCCCCACAGAAGCCCCGCCAGAUUCCACUUUCUGAAGUACAGCAACAUGACUGCAAUACAUAAGAAGAGCAUGAGCCAGAACAGCAGUUCCCAUAGGGAAGAUGAUGCUGGCAGAGAAGCCCGACAGUGCCAGGAUGGCCCCAAGAGAAAGGCAACUGCUGACGCCCACGAGAGAAAACUUCUGAACAAACCAGAGCAAGGGAUGCACGAGAAGCUGAGCUUUAAGACCUAUGACCAGUAAGAACAUGGGUAUAAAACUCCAGAAGAUGACUGUGUGGAAACAGAAGUCUCAAGAGUGGAGAUGUGGGCAGCACCUGGCUCAGUGCUGCAAGAGAUGACUGCUCAGAAACAUGCACAGCACAAGGUGUGCCAGACAGAUCCACACUUUAAGGUGUAAUAGCACAAGAAGAAGCACUCAGCAGGAGCCAUUGAGAUGAGGAGAUGCCUUCUGGACUCUCAUGAGGGCUUCUGAGGUGCCUGCAGAUCACAAAGAGCUAUGGAGACAUCAAGACCUGAGGAAGGAACAGUCUAAGACACGGGAGACACACAACACCAAGAGCACACCACAGACACAGGCUGGAGCUGCC